Molecule: messenger RNA, 284 nt
Organism: Paramecium sonneborni
Lineage: Eukaryota; Ciliophora; Oligohymenophorea; Peniculida; Parameciidae
Source: the annotation of a GenBank genome assembly
AUGUAAUUGUUUCUUGACUUUGAAGACUAAUAAAAUGAAUUGAUUAUUGGAACUCUAGCUGUUUUAUCAAUUUUUUUGAUUCUAUUUUUGUAUUUUAAGAGGUAAAAUAUAGAUUUAGAUUUAGAUAAGUUGUAGAGUAGAAAACUUUGUAUGAAAAAAGCUAUAUAAAGUAAACUGCAUAAGAGUUUGAAUAAAAUAAAUAGUAACUAACUUAAUAUCAUAUAUAAAAAUUAUAAGAGGAUCCAAAGUUUAAAGAAUGGAAAUCAUAAUCAAAAAAUAUUUGA